GGGGUCCUGGCUAGUCCCAAGUAACAGGUUGGGCUGUGUUAUUGGUGCGGGGAGGAUCUGGGCUGUCUCUUUGAAACUGAGCAGCUCGAUGUGUUGCCUCUGUGUGUACCAGGGAAAACAAGAGGAGAACAUUGUGAUACAGUUUCACUAGAGCUAUGUAUCUUCUGUUUCUUGCUCUCUUAGCUCUACCAUCUGGCCAGGCAGCCUCUCCAGGUCACAGCUGGGGGUACUCUGGAUCCAAAGGUGAGGAAAGCUGGCCAAAAAACUAUGAAUUCUGUGGUGGAGUCUAUCAAUCACCUGUUGAUUUUCACCAAAAUAUCCUACAAUAUGAUUCCACGCUGCAGCCUAUUAAACUGAGUGGCUAUAACGUGUCCUCUACAGACUCUUUCACACUGUCCAACAAUGGACACACAGUACAAAUGUCACUGGUUCCCACCAUGAAAAUAGAAAUCGAGCCUUUUCACUAUACUGCCUCCCAACUUCAUUUGCACUGGGGACAAAAAAGCACUCCAAAAGGAUCUGAACACUGCAUUGAAGGCAAAAGAUUUGCAGGAGAGGUGCAUGUUGUCCACUACAAUUCAGAUAAGUACGCUGACCUCUCCACUGCCAUGAAGGAAUCGGAUGGACUGGCAGUACUGGGAAUUCUGAUAGAGGUUGGCUCUUUCAAUCCAACAUUUGAAAAAAUUAUCUCUCAGAUUCAAAAUAUCAGAUUCAAAAACCAAAAAAUUCAGAUUGCAGGAUUUGGUGUACGAGAACUUCUCCCUGAGAGACUUGAUGAGUAUUACCGUUACGAGGGCUCUCUAACAACCCCACCUUGUUACCCAAGUGUGCUGUGGACUGUCUUCCGGAAUCCUGUGAUUAUAUCUGAGGAGCAACUGAUCGCCCUGGAGACUGCCUUAUACUGCACUGAUAGCAAUAGCUCUGAACCAGUGGAGAUGACCAAUAACUACAGACAAUUGCAGUCACAUGGAGAGAGACUGGUGUCUGUCUCUUUUCGCGAAGGUUUGGUUCUCACAAUUGCAUUAGCCUGUUUGCUUGCAGUACUGGUGAUUAUGGCAUUUACGUGCUUGCUGAUUCGUACAAAGAGAAGCAGAAAGCCCAGUGAUAACAGGAAUGUUGCAUACACAGUAGCUGCCGGUGUGGAAGAAAACACCUCCAAGGUGUGACGCGAUUCAGACUUCAGAUGGGCCUGUGGUGAAAGGCUUGUGACUACGUUUUCUAAUGUGCACACAAAAGCACAAAUGGCUUCCCUUUUCAACCAACAAUGCAGGAUCUGAAAUAAGAUCAUUAGAACCUGGAUUGCUUCUGUGACAAAAUUCAGAGGGUGAUGGAGAAAGUUGGCAAACCGGGGUCGGAUGGCUUGGAUAAUGAAUUCUAGUUGACUUUUUUUUUAAUUUUAGAAUAAUGUAAAAUAUUAUGACUUUAAGCAUGGCUUACAGCAGGAUUAUAUGGAUCGUUCACCUCUUUUCUCCAAUUGUCAACUGUUGGAUGGACAUGGAUGUAUGUCCCAAGGAACAAGUCAGACAUGAACCAAUUUGACAAGCAAAUGCCUGAUGCUGACAGUUGGAGCUUUGAAAUCGGGGAGGGUGGGCUGUGUGUUAUAGUCUAAAAUAUACAGGCUCAUAUUAAGUCACUUCUGGAAGGAGCUUGUCUGAUAUAGUAGUUUGGUUUCACCUGACCAUGUAUAACUUACCAUAGAGAGCAGUAUUCCAUGAGUGUAUUUUAAGCAACCUAUAUAUUAAUAAUUAAGAUAAUUGUAUGUGUAUAUAUACACAAAUCAUUUAGAACGUUUUUUCAUUAAUUUGAAUACGGUUUGUUGAAAGACUCAAAUAAAUUAUCUUUUGAAA
Xenopus laevis (African clawed frog) is the source of this 1847-nucleotide messenger RNA. It is a transcript of the gene ca12.L, whose product is annotated as carbonic anhydrase XII L homeolog. The coding region runs from base 156 to 1166 and encodes 336 amino acids. Gene Ontology annotation, cellular component: plasma membrane. The record is from RefSeq and is a predicted model, not a curated record. The transcript is spliced from 10 exons. Lineage: Eukaryota; Metazoa; Chordata; Amphibia; Anura; Pipidae. Gene Ontology annotation, molecular function: zinc ion binding; carbonate dehydratase activity.